CUUCCCGCUGACUCUUUGCCUGAAGGAUGCAAGAUGUCCGGGAGUGAUGUUGAGCACGCUUCCCGGCUCUUAGACGGCAGCCGGCGCCUAUCUUCCUCGAACACUCACGAUAUCCACGAUCCCUAUUACAGCUCCCCGUCAAACAACCUUGACCACGUCUCCCUAGUCGCGCCGUCCUUCUCUCCUGUUCCUUCUUUGUCGGGUAUAACAUAUCCCGCCCAACCAAGUCUCACAAGCCUGCAACCUUACUCCCUACCUGCGACCCUUCCUGUCGACGAUCACAAGAACACUUCUGGCCGAUCUUCGCCUGACCCCGACGAUUUCUAUCGACCGCAUCUGCCCACAAGUGCUGGUGUUGUGAAUGAUGGUGCCGUGGUAGAAGACGACAGUGACGUAACCGCAGAGCAGCGUCCUCAACUCUUCCAGCGUGUCUCCUCGGUACCAAUACACUCGAUAGAGUCCCCUGGUGGGAGUGUGGGUCAGGGUCGUUCAGUAUCGGACUCAUCGUUUAAGGGCGUCGGAGGUAAUUCCGCUUGGGGCUCCUCCGCGCGGGUCUCGACGGCAAGGGCCAGACAGACGCCAUUCAAAGACCUGAUCAACAGAUUCAACAACAACAGCGAUCAGGUUCUUCCCGUUCCUUCGUCCCUCACAUCUGGAUCUCGGGCACCCUCGAGGGCUGCAAGUCCUACCAGUCCAGCAGGUGGAUUACCUCGAUCGGGAACUCUUCCGCGGUCUCGUGAAGCUCGCGAUACGACGAAUACACAAGAACUUCCCCGCUGGCAUUCGCUGGAUACAUUUGGCGAGGACGCAUCGGAUCUGGUUCCUCUCCCGCUCAGACCCAAUGACCUGGAUGGAAACCUGAAUCACCGCAAUUCAGAAACCAACUCUCGUCGUGCGGUGUUUGGCGAGAAGCUCAUUGUUGAUACGGGAUUUCUGAAUGCUGAGUAUGGUGCUUCGCGUCGUCGCGGAUCUGAAGGGAAUAUUCUCAGCUCAAGUCCGGCGUUCUUAGACCAGCUUGAGAAUUCGACCGGUUUGACUCCACUGACACCUACCGCAUGGUACCUUGGACGGACGCCAUUUUUGGAAGAAGUGAGUACAGGUACAAGUCCCAACGAUCACAGAAGAACGAGAAGCGAUUUUGUCGGGAAUUGGUCGGUGGGCGCGACGGCACACCCUCCUGAUCUUCACAUGGCUGUCCCAGCCCCCUUGCAGUCCGGUGCUCAGACAUUCCACGAACAUUCACAUACCAAAUCUCGCAUUCCGAUCUCAUCCCACCGCCUGCAUUCAACAUCGGACUCAGACGAAUCCUCAUCUCCUUCGAGGGCCGAUUGUACGGGGUCCAGAAGUCGUUCUGCAGCCCGAGUUCCCCUGCCACCCAAAGGCACUAGCCGCCUCCCCAAACCGUCGCCCAAAGCACAGCGUGACACGUCACACGAUGAUCACAAGAUCUUCAUAACACCACCACGCACACAUGCCCGGUCCCGUCGUCAGAUCCAUGAAAGAAGUGGUCUCUUAGAAGCCUACAUAGCCGCGCCUCCGCCAGCCAAAUCGCCUCCUCUCCGGAGUUCCCGGCCUCGACAACCCGUAUCGCACACUACCCUCCAAAACCCCCGGUCAAAAGUCGUCGAAACCGUGUCGAACAUUCAGAGGCAGAUAAAUCGUGACCGAGAGCCAAGGAGCUCGCGACCUCGGGAUCGUAGACUGCCGGAGUUGGGUCAUGUCGACUUUGCGACCCGGCGUGAAAAGAUCCAACAAGCCUUCAAUCGCACGGUUCAGGAGAAUGAGAGGAAGGAGGAGAAGGCGGCUGAAAUCCGACGUCGAAACAAGGAUUUGGACGACAAACAAGGAAUUGCCGCCAUCGAACCGGAAGUUUCGCAUGCAGAGCAACAAGACGUGGUUGAGCAUGCGCUCAUGAAGGAUGACCUCGCUGGGACAGACGGUUCAGUGGAUGUAAGUCAUGAACAAUCGGAAUUGGAGCUGAAGGUCGAAGAGACUCGGACGCUACCCCAAUUGUAUGUCAAUACGGACGUGAUGACCCAGGCAAAGCAAGCCGGAACCUUCGAUGCGCAUACAACCAUGGAUUCCCCAACACUUGGGCAUCAGCCUGCCCUCGCUGGUGAAAUGAGUAUUGACUGCGACGCACACGGUGCUCCUGCAUCGGCUAUAACCUCGGGAUCCAAUGAGACACAUGUAACCGCUUUCGACAUAGAACCACAAGUCGACCUAACGCAAGAUAAACAGGCGUCACAUCGAGCAUUUUUGAACCAAAUUAUGCACUUACGCGAGUCGAGCUCCAGCAGCUCGUCGUGUGACGAGCAAGACUGCAGCGUCUCCGAGACCGACGAUAAAGAGUCGGUCCCCAUCAUGCUACGGGAUGCGCUAGGCUAUGAUGACCAUACAGACAGCAGCGAAAAUCAGGAGCAAUGUGAUCUCUACACGCAAAACGAGACGACAGACAACGAAAUGUCGAACCGGUGGAGUAUUAGCUCUUGGUCAUCAUCUCUCCACAACCAGCAUUCUACAGACGAGCAGUGCGAGGGCAGUGGCGACGAACUCCCACAACCUCGCCACUCCACCGAUGAUAGUGAAAUUGCGACACAAUCAUGUUCCGCAUCCUCCAGUACUCCGUCUGUGACUGGCCAUCCGCCUUCGAACGCAUUGGCACACGAUUCGCCAUACGAUCCAAGGGUCGAGUCUGUGCUCCAGGCCAACCCUUAUGCAAUUACCAGUGCGCCUAGCUUAGCCAGACUGGGUGGAUGGGAUUCCAAGCGAGUCAGUCAGCUCUAUAUACAAGAGAUAGCCAGUGGCAGAGGGCUUGACCUUCCCUUGCCAGCUAUACGUGCAUCUCCGGAGCCUCAACAGCUAAACGCUCGUACGAGGGAAGAUGGCAUGUCCCAAGACCAGAUCUUGCUCCCUCUUAACGCAGAGACUCCCGCCUCGGAUCGAAUGAGGCACACAGCCAGCCUCAUCAUGCGCGACGAUUGGGAGCAUGCGUCACCUUCUAUCAUGGACUGGAUGCAGGUUGCUGCCGAUGGGUCAACUCCACAAAGCGAACAAAGCGACUCGGCAUCUAAACUCGACAAUGCUUCCACGCCGCGUUUGGACAAAUCCAUCGUCCAGGCCGAGUCUCAAAAAGAGGAAAGGGAACGUCUAGGCCUGGCAAUUGAUGUUCAGAUACCCCAGGAAUCGAAAUCUUAUGAGCAUAGCUCUAGUGUUGGUCAUGUGCAAACGGCGAUAGACAAUGUGCACCCACCCACUCAAUAUGCUUCAACCGCAACCGUUGCAAAUCAGCGUUUUAGCACCUACAUCAACGGCAUAUUCUCCCCCCUGGACCCUAUCAAUAGCACGGGAAGUAGUGAGAACUCAUCCCUCCAGCGGCUUGAACCUACGCUAUCUCCUGAAACACUGCACUCGUCUGCAACAUCGCUGGCGCCUUCAAGCUCCGAGCACAUCCAGUCAAAGCCACAGUCACCUUCACCAGAGCAACGACGAUUGAAGAAGCGACGAAACGUGAUCAAGGAACUAGUGGAUACUGAGUACACCUUUGGCCGAGACAUGAAGGUUGUCGAUGAUAUAUACAAGGGAACUUCAAGUUCGUGCUUGGAUCUCUCUUCUGAGGAUGUCAAAGUUCUCUUCGCAAACUCAGAUCAGGUCGUUCAGUUUUCCAUGGCAUUCCAAGAUGCUCUCAAGGAAGCCGCGAAGAGUGUUUAUGUGAUGCCUAAAUCGCAAAGAUGGAGCAGCAAGCGCAGUGCGCGACACCGCCAAACUUCAAGGAAUGAAGACAAACCAGACAACACGGGUUUGUCGGACCAUGAGAAGGAUCAGAUGACCUUCAUCGGACAGGCAUUCGUGGCGCAUAUCGGCUAUAUGGAAAAGGUCUACGCGGACUAUCUUAGGAAUCACGACGCUGCUAACAGGAAACUUCAAACUCUGCAGCGAAACCCUAAGGUAGCGAUUUGGCUCAAAGAGUGUCGGGAUUGGGCUUCUGACCUUACAACUGCAUGGGAUUUGGACUCCUUGAUUGUCAAGCCUGUGCAAAGAAUCCUGAAGUAUCCCCUCCUACUUUCAGAACUUCUUGACUCGACACCGAGUGAUCAUCCUGACCGGGCUGCUCUUAUUACUGCUUUUGAGGAGGUCACCAAUAUAUCCGUCCGAAUCAAUGAGAUGAAAAAGCGUGCGGAUCUGGUGGGUCAGGUGGUUGGACGCAAACGAAAAGAGUCUGAUGUUCGGACCGGCUUGUCCAAGGCAUUUGGCCGACGCACCGAAAAAUUGAAACAGCAAGUAGGGCUCACCGAUUUGUUUGAGGACAAGGAGUACGAUAGCCUAUCCCAAAAAUUCGGGGACAACUUCUUCCAGCUGCAGCUUGUCAUGCGCGAUGCAGAAUCAUACACAAAGGAGGUUCAGAGUUCUCUGGACUGUUUCGCCGAAUUUGUCAGCGCGAUUGAAGGAUUUAUCGAUGUUUCCCAAUCUAACUAUGUCGAGCUGGAAGGUAAAUGGCGAGAGCUUACAGCCUCUGUCCAAACCAUCAUGACAGUGACUUUACCCGACCACCUUGCAAUUGUUCGGAAGAGCGUUAUUGAUCCGAUGAUCACCCUACUCAAGCUCCACGACGGCCCACAAAGAGUAAUGAAGAAACGCGAUAAGCGACUUAUGGACUAUGUUCGCUUCAAGAGCAUCAAAGACCGAGGGGAUAGGCCUGACAAGAAGACGACGGAACAAGGGGAACAAUUCAUCGCCCUCAACGAGACCCUCAAGGAUGAGCUUCCGAAGCUCUAUGCUCUAACUGCGAAAUUAAUGGAAGCGUGCCUGAAGAACUUUGUGCAGAUCCAGACUACCUGGUUUCACCAGUUACAGCGGAACCUAGGACCCUUGUUUGAAGCCUUCCCAGAUGACAUCCAAAAGAUCGUCGAAAAUUGGUCCUCCAAAUUUAAUUAUGCUGAAGGACAGGUGCUAUCCCUCGGAAUCUGCAAUGGAUCCCUGCUUGCUGAUACUGUCAACCUCGUCAACUUCAACACGCCCUCGACCGGGGCGACCAUCAGCUCGCCCCGACGACCUUCCACGGUCAAUAGUGUCAGCACGCGCAUGGGUUCGACAAUUGAGGAGUCGCCCAAAGCGUCUCAAGACUUCAGCAUCGGCGGCUAUCCUUUCCAGUCGCCGAGUAUUGACGGCCAAUCUCAAGUAUCUCUGGGUCGCCGUAGGGCAGAUUCGACCUUUUCCGGUCGUGCGCAUGAUUCUGCCGAACUUCCCCGAAGCCAGAUGCUUCAACAAGUCACCAGCGGAUCAUCAGGGUCGCUUGUGGCAUCCAAUUCUAACACCGAGUCUUUCCCGAGCCUACCUAGGUUGAGCCUCGACUCUCCAUUCUUGGUCGAUGUCAUUGGCCCCUCACAAGCGGAGACCAGGGCCGAAGAAGAGCAGCAUGCGACGUCCAGUGACCAAUACUCGAACUUCUUCUCCUCAGCGAUGCCGAUGUCGGACAAUCCGCAAGAGAACACGCCACUAGAAAAUGAGCAUCCAAAGGAGCCAGCAGUUCUUUUCCUCGCGGCUAGCAUUUACGAAUUCAAUAUCGAUCGAGCUCGCAGGGAAGCUGGCUAUCCAUAUUUAACAUACGUUGUGGGCGAGAUCUUCGAUGUCAUCGCCGAGAAGGGCGAAUUGUGGCUGGCUAAGAACCAAGAUGACCCCGAGCGUCAGGUCGGCUGGAUCUGGAACAAACACUUUGCGAAGCUUACGAACUAGAAUACCUUUCUGCAGGUUUUCGACGCCGAGAAAGCAGCCCGGAGAACUGAGUCUCAGGUGAUGAACUGUUGGCGACAACCCAUUGAAAUCUACUAUAUCAUGCGAUGGCAUAUUUACCACAUUCAAUACCCUGCAAGGUAGCGCCUUGAACGGCGUGACAUUGUCUGUGUUGUUUUCUUUUACUCUUCUAUUUUCCGUUCUUAUCUUUUCCCAUUUUGAUUGAAUUCAGCGGGUUGGACGGUGAUCUUAUGCUGGCGAGAUUUCCUGGUUCCACUGGUAGUAUGGGAUUGUGUUGUUUGGGCGCUUGAUAUGACUGGAUGAAAAGAUGUGUGCAGGUGGGUUUGUAUGGUUGGUGUUUUUAUGCUAAGGGCGCGUUUUUUUUUUUUUUUUUCUCUUUUCACCGGCCAUUGCUGUUACUUCUGCUCAAAGAGCCUGUACGCAUGCCUUUGGAGAUGUAUUUUGUUUAGAUACCCCUCG
Messenger RNA from Aspergillus homomorphus CBS 101889, 6210 nucleotides. RefSeq names its product putative Rho guanyl nucleotide exchange factor. The record is from RefSeq and is a predicted model, not a curated record. Gene Ontology annotation, molecular function: guanyl-nucleotide exchange factor activity; protein binding. The transcript has 2 exons. Bases 34 to 5733 code for a protein of 1899 amino acids. Lineage: Eukaryota; Fungi; Ascomycota; Eurotiomycetes; Eurotiales; Aspergillaceae. Gene Ontology annotation, biological process: intracellular signal transduction. Gene Ontology annotation, cellular component: cytoplasm.